CCUAUGGGCUAUAGCCUAAUGCCUAUGUCCUAUUCUGAAACUUAUAAAGUUUCAAUUCAAGUUUGUGGAAUGUGGAGUAACUUGGAACACAAAGAAUAAUUAAUAUAUUUUGCGUUGUACUGACUACAAGACUAGUACUUAAACCUUUUUAAAUGCGAUAAAAAAUAUUAUGGCAAAUUUAAAAAUCACUGAGCAGUUUUCAGGGAUCUGUAAAGAACUUCUUAAUAUUUUAACUCAAAAAGAAUCUAAUUCAGACCACCUUAAUUUAAUGAUUGAUGAAUUAAAUUCGAAGCCCUAUAAUGGUUUUAUAUUUGUGAAAGAACAUGAUGCAACUGUAUUGAUCGAGUCAUUAUGCACGUUUAUUAAACCAUCUGAAAUAACCCUUUCUGCAAAAGCAUCUCAUUUAAUGAAUAAUAUUAUAAAUAAACAGAAUCUCAAAUUUAGAUAUGAAGUUAUUCACAAAGUAAUACUUUGGCAUUCUUGUUGUUUGAAAGUAUGCUCACCCAUUAUUUUACUAGAUAUUCUUCACAAUAUGCAUUGUAUUCUGCAAGGAUAUUCCAGCUUCACAAGCAAAGCUGGAAUAGAGUUUUUUAUUGAUUUAAUUGGUAAAAAGGGACUGCUUCUGAAAUUUCUUGACUUGCUUGAAGAGAUUAAUACAGACACAUGUUUAAGUAUUCAUCUUAUGACACUUAAAGUCAUGCUAUGCUUAAUAACAGCUUAUGAAGAGGAUAAGUUUGAGGGACAUAUCAGUACAAUAAAAGAAACAAAAGAAAAUGUAUCAAAAAUAAUUCUGGCAUAUCUUUUUAAGACAUCACCCAAGGUAUCAGAUGAAUUUAAAUACUGUAAAGUUGUAAUUUCAGCAUUUGCAGUACUUACCUUCAUAUGUUUCACUCAACAAAACAUAAAAAUAUUGUUGCCAGAGACUAUUGGUAUAUGCAGAUAUUUCAUGUUAUACGGAUUGAGACCAAAUAAUUGCAAGCCGGAAAAAAUUAUGCCUUCACAGCAAACUGUAGCAAUAGCGCCAGUUAAGACAAUUCCUAAGGGCGGAAAGAAACAGAAGCAAAGAAAACAAAGGAAUAGUGCCAUUGAUAGUCUCAAAAAAGAAAUUCCUGUUUCUGAUCGCAGUUUAAUGAAGGAUGUGGAGAGUUUUGAAAAUGGCUUUGAUUACCAACCGGCCAGCAAGAACUAUUUGGAGCCCCCAAAAGCUAACAAUUUUUGGGUCGUUACAAGUGAUUCUGACAUGUCUGACGCGGAGAGCAACAGAGACGCAAAGUUGAUCGCUCUGCAAUCAAGAGUGAGACAGAGUGCUGCAAAUCUCCUCCUAGUAAUUAUAAAGAUAAAAGAAAAAAGAGAAAUUGUUGCAUAUUGGUGGGCUCUUUUGCCAAACACUCCAACUGUCCCCGGGAUCUUCAGCUGGCGUGAAGAAGAUUAUUCAAAGCAGACUUUAGCUUAUUGUGUUAUUAACGACCGAAUAGCAAGCAGCAGAGUUAGCGCUCUAAGUGUCAUAUUGGCUCUGCUCUCAGGUUCCAAGAUGUAUCUGGGACAGGCAGAAAUUUGUAAAAAGGUGAAUGCAUCAUUUAUACCAUUUUCGGUGUCUCUGGGCUUCGUGGUGAGCCGAAUGCAUGAUUUAUUAAACCACUUAUUAAAUAUAAAUUCGUCUGUAGUUGAGUCUAUAGUGACGCUGAAAUGUUGCGCGGCGCUGGUGCAAGCCACGCCCUACACUAAAAUGGACCGAGGACUCGCUAUGGACCUGGUGGGGAGGAUGAGAAGGUUUUUGGUGCACAGAGAUAAAUCGGUGCAAGUAGCAGCAUUAAUAGCUAUGGGAUGUGUUUUAUCAAUUGAUCCAAAGGUUGACGAAGUGCUUCAGUCAAUACAAAAGGACACAGCUAAAGAAACAAAGUCGAACAAGGAAAGUGAAACACCAAAUGAUGACUGUGAUGAUUUUGAAGAAGGAUAUUCGGAUGAUGAAGUCUUCACUAUGACCGAAUUGUCGCAAGAACAGGCAAAAUUCCGCUUUAAUACCUGGAUAUUGGAUAUUUGUUUCAGGAAUCUUGGUUGGAUUUGUGAAGAGAAAAAAAUGGUUAAAUGCAGCCCAUCCACAAUACCAGUGAUGUUGGAGUCACUUCAAGUGUUAUCAGCGAUCGCCUAUCAUCACUUAGCUGAAGUUUUGAAGCCAAACAUAAUGCAGGUGGCCGACAUACUCUGCGAGAUCUUAGGGCACGACCACCAGGAUGUUGUACUCCACACUGUUAAACUGAUAAGUGUUAUUGGAGAUGCUAUCCAGAAGUUAGAAAGAUCGAACUCCGCGCCACCUCUGAACCACUGCGUGUACAUGUGGGAGAAACUGUUGACUCCUUUGUCGUUAGUUCUGCAGAACCACGAGAGUUCUCCGUCCAAGGGUGUGGUCUGCGACUGUAUUGCUAACAUAGGGGAGAACUCCUUCAAACAACUGCCGGAUCGCUUGCAAAGAGUGUGUUGUGCAUUGCUGAUGGGCUUAUGCAGUGACGAGGAGUCGAGUGUGCGAGCUGCCGCAGUACGGGCACUGGCUAUGACUGUCAUGUACCGAACGUUGAGAGAGGACAUGUGCUUCGUAAGUGACUGUGGCGAAAAUAUCCUGAGAGCGUUGGCUGAGCCCAGCAUUCAUGUGCGGAGCAAGGCGGCCUGGGCGCUCGGGAACCUCAGCGACGCACUUGUUAUCAACAUGGACGAACCAGACUUGGAGACUAUUGAUGAUGACCUGGUGCUGCGUCUGUUGGAGGCCAGCGUCCACGCCGCCGCUGAUAACGAUAAGGUGAAGAUGAGCGCCACUCGGUCCCUUGGCAACUUAUUGAGACUUAUUGGUAAUGAGAUUUUAACACGGUACACGCGAUUGAAGCCCUUGUGUGAGACGGCAAUAAAGAAGCUGUUAGAUUGUGCCUGUAAAGUGUCCAGUAUGAAGGUACGAUGGAACGCUUGCUACGCGCUGGGGAAUGCCAUGAAAAAUGAGUGUCUCUACACUUGUCUUAAUGGGUGGCAGUGUGAAGUAUUUACAAGCCUAUGUUCGCUGGCCCAAGAUUGUAAAAAUCUGAAAGUGCGUAUAAACGCAGCGGUCGCGUUACGUGCGCCCGCGACUCGCCACAUGUACGCGCGCCAUUACGUAUUCGUUUGGAAGGGAGUGCUCACUGCCAUGGAGAAUGCCGCUAAUUUCGACGACUAUACAGAAUACAAACAUAAGGAUAAUCUGAUUGAACAACUCUGUGUCACCCUCGCUCACAUGUGCUGCAUCCUCGAACAGUCAGAUCUUGGCGAUAUUGUCGACUCCCUGGUGUUCCACGUGGACUGCGCCAAAGGCCUCUACACACAACUGUACCAGAAACUGCCCCCCGAAAAUCCCUCCUGUAUGAAGAUGCUUCAAGCCGCAAAACAUGUGACAGUUGAUUUGACAUCUCUCAAUGAGCUUCAAUCGCAGUCCUUGGGAAUGUUGCAGGACAUGUUUAUAUGGGAUGUGUGACGUCAUCAGCUAAUUAAUGUAACUGACCGCGACUCUUGUUUCGCUCUUGUAAAAUAAAUUAAAUCUUGAGGGAAAAUCUUUUCGUAUGGAGAAACAGCAAAAACGUGACUAAGGAUUGUCAAGUAAUCACCGCUGCCCACACCAGUUUAACAGUGGGAGGCUCCUUUGCACAGGAAGCCGGCUAGAUUAUGGGUACCACAACGGCGCCUAUUAUUACUGUGUUUCGGUCUGAAGGGCGCAAUAUACAAUAAAAACUGUUUCUUUUUUUAAAGAACUCAGGGUUACGUUUAAUACGACGGUUAAGAAGCCUUCGUCAGCGGGUCCGACAAGAACUUGACUGAUGUUUAAAUAUAUAAGAUCAUUGCGUUUACUCAGCUUCAUAAUAUUAAUACUAAAUGAACCAUCUUAUAACAGGAAAAAAUGUUUUAGAUAUUUCUUCUCAGUCAAAUAAUGAGUAUUUUUUUUUAUAAAAUUAAUCACGUUAAAAUUAUGCCUCUUAAUGUUAAAACAUCAUUAACGUACAAUAAACAACUAGACUCACUAUGUCGCUCAACAAUUCUCUGAAGAAAAACUCUGCCUACGAGUCUAUUAGGAAGAGCUUUUGGUCAGUGAUUUUCGACCGCGCUUUGAACACAACGCCACGCAAUGACAAAGUUUUCAGUGAAUAACUAUCCAAAUAACAGCAUAUCCAAACAUAAAAAGGAUGGAGUGUCGUAUAUCAAGUAAGUGCCCCUCUAAAUUAACAAAAUUAUGUAAUUAACUUGACGAUUUGAAAACAAAAUGUUCUUGCCUCGUGUUCGCGUCCAAGCUCCUAAUGAGUGUAUACAAUAUACUUUUAAUGUUACCAAAUAUACAGGAUGGUUUUUUGAGAAGGGCGGUGAUAGCCAAGUCGAAAACUACGAGUCUUAGAGAAAACUCGUGAAGGGAGUAAUGCCCUCGAUCUAUAAGAAAACAAAAACUGCAUAUUUAGUUUUUUUUAAUUUGUUGAACUUCUGACGGAAAUUCUUUUCUUCGGACUCUUACGGAGAUACAAACAUCAUCUCAUCAACACAGUGCAAUAUUUUGCUGCAUCUGGAAAUAUUUUAUUUUCACGGACAAACUAUCUAGUACUCGAGUAUCAAAUUUAAAAGGAAUAUUCAUUUUGAGUCUAUUCAGAGUACUUUUAUGUGGUAGUUUUGAUAUGGUUUGCAAGCAACUAAAUGCAUGUGGACUGUAUAAAUAUAAGUUCAACGCAUAAACUUUGUACUGUGAGUCGUAGCGACUCUCGUAUUGUUUUUAAUUCUAUUUUGCCAUUCAAUUAUUUUCUGAAACCUCAGACUGAUUUAUGACCUAGGUGACGGUUAGGUACUGCUUGCUUGCGAGUUGUGAGUCCAUACUGAAUAGCCCCAUUUAUGUGGUCGCUCUCCUUACUUACAGUUUCGAUACCUACACGGGGAGUGAUACAGGCCUGAUAUUACUGCCACGAAAUAUGGAGUUAAUUUGAGUGAAUGUUUUAAUGUUAUCUGUAUAUGUCAAUGUAUACUUAUAUAUAACACCGCUCGGUUAUUUUAUGACGACCUAUUAAUAGACGAUUCUAGUUAUAUAUUGUAUGUAACUACAUAAAUAUUCAUUCAUGAUGUGUUUCAUUCAUUUAAAAGUGCAAUACAUUAUUAUAUUAUUCAUAAAUAUAUAAGUACUUUUUUUUUAAAUUAAAUAUGACGUCACUGUUCGUGCUGUAUAUUUUCUGCGGUUAAUAUUUUUUAAAUUAUGUUGUAAAGUAAAGAAGUGAAGUAAAGUAUGGAAUAGAAUUAAUGCAGUUGCAUAUUUAUAGGUAAGUAUUUAAGUAAACUAAAUAGUAUAUUAUAAGUUUUUAAAUUAUUAAGUUAUCACAUUUGUACUUUACUACCUAAACAUUAAUAUACCAAUAAGUACAGAA
Molecule: messenger RNA, 5405 nt
Organism: Leptidea sinapis
Lineage: Eukaryota; Metazoa; Arthropoda; Insecta; Lepidoptera; Pieridae
Product: HEAT repeat-containing protein 6
Exons: 16
Coding region: 170-3490 (1106 amino acids)
Source: RefSeq, a predicted model, not a curated record